AAAGUUGAUGUUUUAGGAUCCGGGAUCUCAUCAAAAGUUGAAUUAUAUUACAAGAAGCAAGAGGAUGAAUAUUAUGCUGUAAAGGUUUUCAGAGGGAAAGAAAGUUAUGAAACAAAAGAUGAAUAUAAAAGCAGGUGCUUUAUGGAAUACGAUAUUGCAAAAGAAUUGAAUCAUCCGAAUAUUGCAAAGACAUAUAACUUCAUUUCUGGGGUAUCAACUAAUGAGUUGGUACUAGAGUAUGCUCCAUAUCCACUACUCAGGGUUAUUCAAUCAGCAAGACCAUAUGAAGAAGAAUUGUUUUGCUUUUUCAGACAGGUAUGUGAAGGAAUAAACUAUCUUCACCGUAAAGGUAUAGCUCAUAGGGAUUUGAAGUUGGAGAAUAUGCAGCUAGAUGAGCAUGGGACCGUUAAGCUUAUAGAUUUCGGAACAGCUUUUUAUUAUGGAACUAAAGAGAAGAAGCCAGCUUGUGGAGUUGUUGGUACAGAAGCAUUAGUGUCCCCGGAAGCAAUGUCGCACUUGGAGUAUGACGGUGAGGCUAGUGAUAUAUGGGCACUUGGUAUCGUUCUAUACAGUAUGUUAAAUUUGGAUUUCCCAUGGAAGGCAGCUAGAGAAUCAGACCCAGAUUUCAAGGCUUUCAAA
This is a messenger RNA of Hansenula anomala, 639 nucleotides long. RefSeq lists its product as uncharacterized. The transcript has a single exon. The record is from RefSeq and is a predicted model, not a curated record. Lineage: Eukaryota; Fungi; Ascomycota; Saccharomycetes; Phaffomycetales; Wickerhamomycetaceae. Gene Ontology annotation, molecular function: ATP binding; protein kinase activity. The annotation marks the transcript as partial. Gene Ontology annotation, cellular component: centrosome; spindle pole; cytoplasm. Gene Ontology annotation, biological process: mitotic cell cycle; protein phosphorylation; regulation of cytokinesis.